Messenger RNA from Fusarium poae, 2568 nucleotides. RefSeq lists its product as uncharacterized. Bases 1 to 2568 code for a protein of 855 amino acids. Gene Ontology annotation, molecular function: ATP binding; nucleic acid binding. Lineage: Eukaryota; Fungi; Ascomycota; Sordariomycetes; Hypocreales; Nectriaceae. The record is from RefSeq and is a predicted model, not a curated record. The transcript is spliced from 12 exons.
AUGAAGAGCAUGCGAGGUUUGAUGCACACAACCAGUGUCCAAACAACGCAUGAGAACAAGACUACUUUCGCUACAACUUCUAUCGCUGGACACAAAAGGAGCUUUUCAACUACAGGGGAUGAACAUAGAAUACCUCCGCCUGCGAUUCGUGCCACGGUUCAAUUCCAACGAGCCUCUAGCCUUCCCUCGGCUCCUACCAGAAUCUCGGCGAGCCGCAUUGUUCGUCUAGAUGAGCGAGUCGGGCCCUCUGAAUAUUCUCAGAGAGUAGCUAUAGCUGCGACUCCUACUGCUUCUCGUGAUCCUGAGCUUGAUUUAAGCCAUCCUUCAUAUGAAUUACCACGGCAAAUGGUUGAUAAUUUUGCUUCCCUUGGCAUAAAACAGAUAUACCCAUGGCAGAAAUCGUGUCUCAAAGGGCCCGGACUCCUAACAGGGGAGAAAAACCUUGUAUAUUGUGCUCCAACCGGUGGUGGCAAAUCCCUUGUGGCUGAUGUGCUUAUGCUCAAGAGAAUAUUACAAGAAAAGGGGACAAAGGCCCUUCUUGUAUUGCCAUAUGUUGCAUUGGUUCAAGAGAAAGUUCGCUGGCUUCGUAAUGUGGUACAAGGGUUACGCUUUACUCCUGAUACGGCUAUCGAUGAUGACAAGCGCAUCUGGCGUCGACGGGCUGAUGAAAAUGCAGUCCGUGUCGUGGGUUUCUUUGGGGGUGGCAAAGUUCGAGCGACUUGGGCCGACUUUGACAUUGGUGUAUGUACACUAGAGAAGGCAAAUGCACUCGUGAAUACGGCUAUUGACGAUUGUUCCAUCUCUAAACUUCGCGCGGUUGUGCUCGAUGAGCUACAUAUGAUUGAUGAUGAUCACCGAGGGUAUUUGCUGGAGCUCAUGGCGACCAAAUUGCUCAGCCUCGAACAACCGGUGCAAAUCGUUGGCAUGAGCGCUACUCUCCCAAACAUGGACAUGAUGGCUAAGUGGCUCAAUGGACACUGUUACGAAACUCGGUAUCGACCAGUUCCCAUUGAGGAGCAUCUCGUGUAUGACGGCAACAUUUAUCCCGCAGGGUCUACAAGCAGUCUGAUCAAGACGGCAGCACAACUCAAUAGUCGGACUACACAAACACAGGCACAGACGAAACCUAUCCGACGAAUCGAGCCUUCUACUCACAAGGAACUGCGUGACCCGGUGCUAAAUGCUGUAGUGACAUUGGCUUGCGAGACUGCUAUUGCUGGCUUCGGAGCCCUUGUCUUUGCUGGGAGCCGUGGUAUGUGCGAGUCGGAUGCACGGUGGAUUAGUCGAGCCAUGCCUGCGCCGCACGAACUUAGGAUUGAUGUUGUGGACAGAAGAAUGGAUCUAUUGGGAGAGCUCCGCAGUCUCAGCACUGGACUUGAUCCGGUGUUGGAAGAGACUGUGCUUUAUGGAGUCGCCUUUCACCGUAAGCGAAACAGUCUGCCCCUAGUGUCCGAAUCCAAUGCUAACCAUAACAGACAGAGGGAUCUCGUCGCGGCGGCUUACGAUGCUGGAACAUUGCUCGUUUGCGUCGCCACUUGUAGUCUGGCGGCUGGCCAGCAAGAAGAUGCUCUAUUGGAGGUCAUAUCCAUACGUCUAGCAACAAGCCAUGAGGCCAUCUCGGAUUAUUUCUCAAAAUCGCUGUUGAGCCAUACUCAUGACGCCCAGUUUGUCAAGAAAUGCAUAGCCUCGAGCUUAGAGGAAAUAGAAUCCAUGGGUUUCGUCACUCAGGAUUCUUUGUCGAUGUUCACAGCGACACAAUUGGGGAGGGCCAUUGUAGCCUCGGCCAUCGACCCGGAUGAUGGUGUGUUUGUCCAUGAUGAACUCAGCCGAGCUCUCCAGGCGUUUGUCAUGGAUGGCGAAAUGCACAUAUUAUACACAUUCACCCCUGUCCAAGAGUCUGGUGUCAUGGUAAACUGGCAGGUAUUCCGAAACGAAAUGGAAGGUUUGGAUGAGAGUGGUUUGCGGGUUUUGCGCCUCUUGGGUAUCAAGCCUACGACGAUUCUCAAGUUGGCCCAAGGCGCCACGCUUCGAGAAACCACACAGGAAGAGAAGCAGAUAGCCCGAGUGCAUCGACGCUUCUAUCUAGCUCUUCAGUUACGUGAUCUUUGCAAUGAGGUGCCCAUUCAUGUUGUAGCACGCAAAUAUGACGUGCCUCGUGGAAUGGUUCAAAACCUUUCGCAGACCUGUCAAGGUUUUGCUGCUGGAAUGAUCAAGUUCUGUGAACAAAUGAGCUGGGGAGUGAUGGCCGCGGCUCUUGACCAUUUUUCGGAUCGACUUGUGGCUGGUGCAAGAGCUGACUUGCUAGCUUUGGCGAAGAUUCCCUUCAUAAAAAGCCGGACAGCACGUGUAUUCUGGGAGAACGGUUUUCGUACAGUAGCAACAAUCGCAAAUGCAGAUCCUACAGAGCUGCUGCCCAUAUUGAUGCAGGCACAACCAAAUAAGAUCCGUCUCAAAGGGAAAGAUAACGAGAAAUAUGAAGAGAAGUUACUCGUCAAGGCAAAGGUCAUAGCUGACGCCGCAAGCAAGAUCUGGAAAGUGCAAAUGCAAGCGGAGAUAGACGAGGAGUAA